GGCCGCCGCGGCCCCGGCCUGAUCCCCGGCCUGUCCCGGCCCCGCGACCCCCGCGCUGACCCUCCCUGCGGGCAGCCGGCCACAGGCGCUACUGGGGAACCCUGAGCCCUGCUCCUCGCUGGCACUGCCCAUCCCGCGGCCCUGCGAAGUCCCCAGGACGCUCCUGCAGCUCCCCGGGCAGGACAGGGAUCCUGCGGCACCUGGCUGCAGUGCAGCCUUGUGCGGCCGCGGGCAGCGGCGACAGGCAGCAGCCAGCGCGGCCCCGUGCUCCCACGCCACGGCGCAGGGGGGGAGUUUCUCCUCCUUUGUCUGCUCCCGGCCAGGCAGCAGCCGGUGCGCGGCAGCGCCGGAGCAGCCGGGGAAGGGCCUCGGCAGCAGCCGCGGAGAACGGCGGCCGCGGUGCCCUCUGCCCCGGCACAGCCACCGGCCCGGCCCGGCCGCGCUGGGAGCGAGCAGCGACCCCGGGGGAGCCAAGCUCUUCAUGACGGAAACCCGACCAGGCAGCGGGGACGGCAGCUGCGCCCGGGCGCGGGGAGGACGGCAGCGUUGGGGACAAGGACAGCCGCGUCCCGUCCCCACCCCCGGCGCCCGCCGUCGGCCAUGGGGAACGGCAUGAGCCAGAUCCUUCCUGGCCUCUACCUUGGGAACUUCGUUGAUGCCAAAGACCUGGAGCAGCUAAGCAGGAACAAGAUCACCCACAUUGUUUCAAUCCAUGAAUCCCCCCAGCCCUUGCUGAAGGACAUCACCUACCUCCGCAUCCCCCUGCCUGACACCCCUGAAGCCAACAUCAAGAGGCACUUCAAGGAAUGCAUCAGUUUUAUCCAUCAGUGUCGCCUGCAUGGAGGGAACUGCCUCGUCCACUGCCUGGCUGGCAUCUCCCGCAGCACCACGGUGGUGGUUGCCUACGUGAUGGUUGUGACGGAGCUGAGCUGCCAGGAGGUGCUGGAUGCCAUCCGAACCAUCCGGCCCGUGGCCAACCCCAACCCCGGCUUCAGGCAGCAGCUGGCCGAGUUCAGCGGCAGCGCAGCCCGCAAGGUCCGCAGGCAUCUGAAGCAGAAGUAUGGGAUGUCCCCUUUCAAUGAUGAGGAAGAAAUAAAGGCCUUGCUGCCAGCAGGGAGAGAAGGAACGUCCAGAACAGAGGGAGCUGUGCAAGGACUGGUCCCAAGAGCCAGAGACAUGAGGAGCACAAGUCCCUUCCUGCUGCGGGUGAAGAGGACGUUCUCCUGCAUCCCGGCUUGUCUGAAAACCUCGGGGAUGCCUUUUUUGGGGGUCCCACCCGGAGGAACCAGCUCCAGCUCUUCCCAUUGCUGUAACCGUCAGUUACGACAUCGGAUAUCUGACGCUGCUGCGCGGGGAAAAGUGGAGCAGAGAGAAAAAAAAAAAUUAAGAACCGUCCCCCCCGUCCUUGGGGCAGCCAGAACCUCCGGCGUGUGCCGGGAAAGGGAAAGUGAAAGCCGGAGCCGCUUUCGGUUUCGCCGCCGGGCCGCGAUGGCGGAGCCGGGGGCGCCCAUGCGGCUGAAGGAGUGGCUGAUCGCGCAGAUCGACAGCGGCCGGUACCCGGGGCUGCGCUGGGAGAACCGGCAGAAAACGCUCUUCCGCAUCCCCUGGAAGCACGCGGCCAAGCAGGAUUACCGGCAGCAGGAGGAUGCUGCGCUCUUCAAGGCUUGGGCCAUCUACAAGGGGAAGUACCACGAAGGGACGGACAAGGCCGACCCCUCCACCUGGAAGACGCGGCUGCGCUGCGCCCUCAACAAGAGCACCGACUUCCAGGAGGUGCCCGAGCGGAGCCAGCUGGACAUCUCCGAGCCUUACAAGGUGUACCAGAUCGUGACUGACAGAGCCUGUGAUGCAGAGGACAGUGACACACAGUCCCCAGGCAGUGAGGACCAGCAGGGCAGCACUGCAGCGAGUCCGAAGAAGGAGGAAAGCCAGAAGGACAUGCUGGAGAGUGCCCAUGUCUCUCCACAGCCCUGGCUCUCUGGCCACCCCACUGAGCGAGGGUGCCUUGUCAGGGGAGUCUUCUAUGGCUGGAACCCAACCCAUGGCCAGCUUCUUCCUGGACCCCAGUCCUACCUCCCUGUGGAGGAUGUCAACAAUUCAGACUGCUGGCUGCACAUCCGCCUGUACUACUGCGACGUGCUGGUGAAGGAGGUGACCACGCGCACGGCCGAGGGCUGCCGCAUCACCACCGGCGCCGUGCCCGCCGACAGCGAGCGCCUCUACGGCCCCUCCUGCAUGGAGCAGAUCCAGUUCCCCCCCCCGCAGGUGCUCAGCGGCCACGGCCGCGUGGCCUGCAUGGCCAACGUGCUGGAGAGGCUCCUGCCCCACCUGGAGCGCGGGGUGCUGCUCUGGGUGGCACCUGAGGGGGUCUUCAUGAAGCGCCAGUGCCAGGGCAGGGUGUACUGGAACGGGCCCCUGGCCCCGCACAGGAACUGGCCCAACAAGCUGGAGAGGGAGAGGACUUACAAGCUGCUGGACACGCAGCAGUACAUCCAGCAGGUGCGGGAGUACCUGAGCAACGGGCAGCUCCUGCCUCAGUACCAGAUCUACCUGUGCUUUGGGGAGGAAUACCCCACCAGGGCUGGGCACCCCUUCCAGAAGCUCAUCAUGGCUCACGUGGAGCCGGUGUUCGCUCGGGAGCUCUUCCAUCACGCCCAGCGCUUGAGGCCGACCCUGCUCUGCAAUUCCCCGCAGCCCUGUUCCCCUGGCACCUCCAGCCACGUUCUCCACGUCCUCAAACAGCUCUGCCAGCCCUGAGCUGGGUGGGAGAGGAGAGCCCAGUUGCCAUAAAGUCUCAGAGUGGGAGGCUCUGAGCCCCAUGGCUCCAUUCCAGCUGCGUGUCCCAAGGCAGAGUGCUCAGGGUGCUCAGCGUGCAGGACCAAACAAGGACAGAUGUUAGCUGGGUGGGCAGGUGCUGCUGCCCCUGUGAUUGCUGUAUUUAUUCCCCAGGAGUCUCCCAGGUGGGGUUUGUUGUGUGCCUAUUCAGCAAGCCAGGGCAGACCUGGCUCUGUCCUUGCACCUUGCACUGCCAGGACUCGCUGUUGCAAACCUUAGAAAUAAAGGUUGUGUUUUCGUA
Molecule: messenger RNA, 3076 nt
Organism: Melospiza melodia melodia
Lineage: Eukaryota; Metazoa; Chordata; Aves; Passeriformes; Passerellidae
Gene: DUSP15
Product: dual specificity phosphatase 15
Exons: 16
Coding region: 601-2757 (718 amino acids)
Biological process (GO): protein dephosphorylation; immune system process; regulation of transcription by RNA polymerase II
Cellular component (GO): nucleus
Molecular function (GO): RNA polymerase II cis-regulatory region sequence-specific DNA binding; protein tyrosine/serine/threonine phosphatase activity; protein binding
Source: RefSeq, a predicted model, not a curated record